CUCUCAUCAGACAUCAUCCCUAUCAGUAAUAUGAUCGUGAAAAUAGCUCUUGUUGAACUAUGUAAGGGACAAGACAGCGCCCUGGCCUCAUUGGAGAAGGAUUUUAAGCAUGCAUAUUACAUAUGGGCAAACCGAAGAGAUGGACAGUAUGCUGGAUACCCAGAAGAUGGCUUUGAYAAGUUUAACACACCGAGUAUUCUGCGCUGGUACUCGAUGGAAGUCAAGAGAGAUGACAAAUGUAAUGUUUGCCAACCUAUCGAGACCAAUUUAGAGAAGACUUCCUUUUUUGGAUGAACUGAAUACCUCACAAUCAGUGGUCACAAUACUAUACUAGCGAACUAAAUACCUCAAGUAUUUCACUGAUUUGGCCUCCAAAAACACAACUCUCACACGUAUAUGCGAUCUAGCACUAUAUAUAGAAACGUUGUAAGGAAUUUAUCGUCGAAAAUAGUAGAAAAUGUAUCAUUGACUUAUAUUAUUGAAUUUAUUCAUGAGUAGAUCUGUAACUAGAAACUUUAUAAUAUUCAAUAAAAAUCAAUUGAGAUUAAAGUAAGAUUAAAUGAUAUCAUAACGUAUUGAGCUUAUUUGUUUGACCGGCAAUAAUUAAAGCAGGCCCUUCAAGUCACCAAUUACUUCCAGACAUCCAUAAUAAACAGAAAAUUGCUUUA
This is a messenger RNA of Actinia tenebrosa (Australian red waratah sea anemone), 668 nucleotides long. RefSeq lists its product as uncharacterized. Gene Ontology annotation, molecular function: ubiquitin-like modifier activating enzyme activity; tRNA threonylcarbamoyladenosine dehydratase activity. Gene Ontology annotation, biological process: cyclic threonylcarbamoyladenosine biosynthetic process. Lineage: Eukaryota; Metazoa; Cnidaria; Anthozoa; Actiniaria; Actiniidae. The record is from RefSeq and is a predicted model, not a curated record.